Pochonia chlamydosporia 170 is the source of this 1992-nucleotide messenger RNA. Its product is annotated as glucokinase regulator family protein. The coding region runs from base 1 to 1992 and encodes 663 amino acids. The record is from RefSeq and is a predicted model, not a curated record. NCBI's taxonomy places the organism in Eukaryota, Fungi, Ascomycota, Sordariomycetes, Hypocreales, Clavicipitaceae. Gene Ontology annotation, biological process: response to fructose; glucose homeostasis; amino sugar catabolic process. Gene Ontology annotation, molecular function: enzyme inhibitor activity; enzyme binding; carbohydrate binding. Gene Ontology annotation, cellular component: nucleoplasm; cytosol; mitochondrion. The transcript has 4 exons.
AUGACUGUCCAAUUAGCUGGUCUCCAGACCGAGACAAGGAAUCCGCGAACCACCGCCAUCGACCGCGUUUCUACAGAGCAACUCUGUCGGAUCCUACACCAAGAAGACUCCAGAAUACCUGCUGCCGUCGAGCCAUGUAUUCUAGCUAUUGCCCAGGCUAUUGAAACACUUUCCGAGCGAGUUCGCUCCGGCGGCCGUGUUUUCUACAUUGGCGCAGGCACAAGUGGCCGUCUCGGGGUUUUAGAUGCGUCGGAAAUCCCGCCAACAUACUCGGCUCCUCCCGAUCAAUUCGUCGCCCUCAUUGCGGGAGGCGACUAUGCCCUCCGACAUGCCAAGGAGGGCGCCGAGGACAGCAGAUCCGGCGCAGAAGCCGAUCUCAAGGCCUGCAACUUUGAUCCACAGGUAGACUCGCUUAUUGGAAUUGCCUCUUCUGGACGCACGCCAUAUGUCCUCGGUGGACUGGAGUAUGUCCGUAAAGCAGGCGGUGUUACUGUUGGAGUUGUUUGCGUUGAGCCGUCAGCUGUGGGAAGUGAAGGCAAUGCCGAUUAUCUGAUUGCUGCUGUGACGGGACCGGAGGUGGUCACCGGCAGCACACGCAUGAAGGCCGGCACGGCAACAAAGCUUAUUCUCAACAUGAUUAGCACUGGUAUCAUGAUUAAGCUGGGUAAAACAUAUGGCAAUCUUAUGGUGGAUCUUCGAGCAACCAACAUCAAACUACAACAGCGCGCCAAGAAUAUUAUAAGAUUUAUUGCCGGACCCAGUUGCGUGCAGUCUGAUGAAGAGCUUGAAAAAGUGCUGCAGGAUUGCCAUGGUAGUGUUAAACUUGCUGCUGCCACUAUCGUCUUGAAUGUCCCUGUUGCUGAGGCGGAGGCCCGUCUGUUGCGGCACAAGGGCGUUCUGGCAAAGGUGUUUGAGGAGCAUGAGAGCCAACAGAAUGCCGGCAAGGAGGUGCAACAUGAUGGUCUUGUUCUCUGUGUAGAUGCUGGUGGCACGAGCUGCAAGGCUGUUAUUAUGUCGAGAGAAGGUGUCUCAGGGUGUGGCGUUGCAGGACCCUGUAACGUGUCAAGCAUUGGAUUAGACGCUGUCAUCACGUCCAUGUCGCAGGCUAUCCAGGAAGCUACUGACAACUGCUCCGUAACAAAAGGUAGAAAGUUUUCCAGCAUCAUAUUCGAUUCAGUCUGGGUUGGCAUCGCCGGGUAUGAACGACCAGCUCUAACGCAGUCACUCAACAAUGCCAUCUACGAACUUGUCAAGACACCACCUGGGAAACCUCCCAAGGUCACAGCUGACAUUGACCUCCUGUCCGCGUCCGUGUCAAUGAAGCAGGACAUCGACUCUGUCAUUGUAGUUGUUUCUGGUACCGGCUCCAUAGGGAUGAGCUUCAAACGCACAGAAUCCGGCUUCCAUCGCCAGGCUCGUGUCGGCGGAUGGGGCCAUCUUUUAGGUGACGACGGCUCAGGCUACGGUAUCGGCCGACAGGCUCUCCGCAAAACCCUCCACGAAACAGACGUUUAUCGCAUGACACAUGGAAUCACUUCUUCUCUUGCUCCAUCUCUCUCCCCGCUAUCACAAGCAAUUUACGAACACUUCAAGGAUCAGUAUCCCACGAGUAAUCCAGAUGAUCUCCUCAGUUCCAUCGUCAUGCCUGCGUCUGGGUUCCAUGGGACCGAAGAUGCGGCACUGGGUACGACAAAGCGGAUAGCUGGGGUUGCCAAGAUUGUGCUCUCCAUGGCUGCUACGGAUGACGAUGCAAGGGAAAUCGUGAACGGCGGAGCCGUCAGCCUAGCUGAGUUGGUGAGUCUGCUGGCAAAGGGGCAACGUAUUAACGUGUCAAGAUGCGGACUUGUGCUCGCUGGUGGCUUGAUGCAAGAUGAAGCAUAUAGAAAUGCUUUAGUUGAAGUUGUGAAGAAGCAGCUUGGAGAGUUUGGGCAGGUUGAGACUGUCAAUCAGCCUGCCUUUGACGGGGCGAGGUUACUUUCAAAGGGGCUGUGA